UUUUACAUCCCAGUUUACGUCUAGUUGGCAUAACUCAUUUCCGCAUUCCCAAAUCCUCCCAGAUAGGGAUCACUAUUUAAACGGGCUGAUGCAACGGUUUCCACUUUUUAAAAUCUAUUCUCGACCUUCAGCUGACCAGAAGAAAGGACAACUGUUGCACUCGGGAUCAAAGUCAGGUAAUAGACAUUUUCGUAAUCGAGAAACAUUUAUUAUACUGGGGCGCCACGCUUGAGUUGCGAGUGUGAGCAGCCCAUUCGUUUUUCAGUGGACAAUUGUGCACGGUCGUGCAAUUGAGCAAUCCCGUUCUUUCGUUCUUUUUGGAUUGGGCAGCAAUAGCCUAAUGUAAGCAUUUAUGGAGAUUAUAAACGUUCUUCAUGAGACAUAACUUUGCACUCAAUGGUUUUCUUCUGUUUAGUAUGCACGCUUGCAAGGUUGCAGACCUACACGUUUAUUCAUCCUAAUAAAGUGGUACUCUGCAACUUUAUUUUUCCUGAACGAAUAUGACAAAACAUUCCUCACAACACGUAUAAUUGAUUUAAUGUUUCAUCACUCUGCAAAAGUCAGUUACAUAACAUGCAUUCCAUACUGAAUAAUAGCUUCUGCUUUGAAAUGAGUCAUGACUCAAGUGUAUCAUUAUUAACCGAGGUUUACUUUUCUUGUUCUGUGUAAACACUGGCUUUCAGGAGUGUUACAUAAACUUGAUGGAAUUCUGACAAUGUAUCAAUUUAGUAGGUAGCCUAUUACAAUGUUAGCCUACUACUUACACUGCACACUGGAUCGAUGUUUCUGUGAAAUAAAAUUGGCUUCUGGUAAUAAUGUUAAUUUCGCAACUAAUUCAGCGCUCUGUUAAAGGUUUCUUCUCUCUUUUUUAACUUUCUGUUUUAGUUUCGAAACUUUCACUGUUGAAUAUCCUAAUCAUUGAGUAAUGAAAACAUGUGUAUCGUUCUUAUUAAAUAAAAUACAUAUUUUAAUUUAAUUACAUUUUCCAAUCUGCCUUUAUUGGGACAUAGAUUAUAUGAAGGGUGAGGUUGCAGAUACAGUCCUCAAUGGAAAACCUAAGGCGUCUAUCACAGCUAGGUGUGAGGAACCACUUUGGACCAGAUUGACAUGAGACAAUGGAUUUCUCAUAAACCCUGCCUUAUUGUUCACCAUUCAUUCCUUGUAUUCACUGGGAGGGAGAAAACAACAUGUUUCUUUGUGAAUGCAAUGCAGGAACACAGGGCAUUACAUUAAGAUAUACAUUUUGGUCAUUUGGCAGAUGCUCUUAUCCAGAGGAACUUAGUCAGGGUGUUAAAAUAAGUUACCAAAAUCUGUUUGUCUCUAAUACAAGGACAACAAUAAGUCUAUUCGAUUAUUUUCAUAGAUAUCUGCAAUGCCUGUGUAAGUGCAGUUAGCCUGCACAUAAACUUUGCUACACACAUUAUAGUUGUUGCAUAAAAAACAUUAUGGAGACCUGGUUGUCGAAGUAUGUGACUACUGCAUAGGUUACUAAAGCUGCCACGGAGGUCAUUGUCAUCAUGUAGCAUUACAACUAACAUCAUAACAGUACUGUUUUUAACCAUACUAGAGGAGUUCCACAUAUUACUUCCAGAUUUUUGGGCCUGGUACUUUUCUUUUGAGUAACUUUGGAACUGAAACUAAUUAUAAUCUGAGACAAAAUGAUGGACAUUUGCUUGUGUUUUCUUGAUUUAAAAAUUGGUUUCAGUCCGGUACAAUGAAAAUGUGCACCACACAGUAAAAAUGGAAUCAUGUUCUGCACCAAAUCUAUUCUGUUAUAUAUGACAAUUACCAGAUUUUCAUCCGUAAAGCCAAAUUGGGUUGUAUCUGUGCAAUAAUAAUAUUUUAAUAAAUGAUUUACUUAGUUGAACAGAAUUUGCUGUAAAAGGAGGGCAAAUGGAAGCUGUUGGUAGAUUUUAAUGCUGCACAUUAGGGCAUUUAGGUGGUGGAGGGAGGGGGCAGGUAGAAAGGGGUAGAGUAUUGUUGAGUGAAACAGGCCACACUUGCAUGCAAAUACACCAAAACCUCAAAUGACUUGUCUUAGUACCUUGCCCAGAGUAAGGUUAUUGGCUUACUUUGCUUGGUUCCCAUUAAUUGGAACUCAACAUUGUACGACUAAACAGCAUAGGCCCAGACUGCGUAGACAUUGAAGGAAACCUUCAGUACUUUCUAUUAUUUGGGUAGGGUCUGAGAUCAGUGUAGGAGAUCCUGUAUCAAUGUAUCCUGGGUAUCUGGAUUAUUGUACACUCUUUUACUAGUUUGAAGUUGUAUUAGUCGUAUGUACAGGAUACACAUGGUAUUCACCGUCCAACAAAAUGCUUACUUGCCUGUUCCUUCCCAACAAUGCAACAAUAAUAAUAAAUAAUAAAAUAUAAAAAAUAAGAGCAUGAAGUAAAUGGCUCAGUAGAAUAGAAUAAACAUUUUAUCAUGAGUAUAAUACAGGAAGGCACAAUGUAUAGUCCAAUAUUUACAUGUUUUGGGGAAGGGGGGAUAGGGAGGCAAGUGUUUAAAUUGUGCAGCAUUUAGCAAUCGUAAUAAGUCUGGUAGCAGCAGUUGUGAUGUGUGUAGCAUGAAUGUGUGUAUGUGAGUGGGUGCAUGUAUGCCAAGGUGUGGAGAGUCAGUGCAGGUGGUCAGUCCAGUUCAAGUGUUCAGUAGUCUGUUGGCUUGUAGAUGGAAACGGUCUCUGAGCCUGUUGGUAUCAGACCUCAUGCUCCGAUACCGACUGCUCGACGGUAAGGGAGUGAACAGCUAGUGUGUGGGGUCCUUAAUGAUACUGCGUGCCUUCCUCAGGCACCGUUUCGAGUAGAUUUCCUAGAUGGGUGGGAGCACGGUCCCAGUGACGUACUGGGCUGUCUUCAUCACCCGCUGGAGGGCCUUGCGGUUGUGGACGGAGCAAUUUUCGUAUCAGGCCGUGAUGCAACUGGUCAGGGCGCUCUCGAUGGUGCAGCAGUAGUAUAUGGAGAGGACCUGGGUGGCAUGCAAAUGUAUUCAGCUGCCUUAGGAAGUAGAGACUCUGUUGCACCCUCUUGACAAGAGUGGUGGUAUUGUUGGUCCAUGCCAUGUCCUCAGUGAUGUGGACGCGGAGGAACUUAACUGCUGUCUCUCUCUGCUGCAGUCCCGUUGAUUUGAAUCAGUGCAUGUUCCCUCCUCUGCUUCCUGAAGUCAACAAUUAACUCCUUUGUUUUGCUGACGUUGAGGGAAAGGUGGUUGUCCUGGCACCACAAUGCCGGUUCACUUACCUCCUCCCUAUAGGCUGACUUGUUGUUAGUUAUCAGGCCUACAAUCGUGGUGUCAUCAGCAAACUUGAUGAUGGAGUUGGUGUCAUGCAAAGCCAUGCAGUCGUAGGUGUACAGGAAGUACAGCAGAAGGCCGAGGAAACAUCCCUAGGGGGCCCCUUAAGAGUCAUUGUGGAGGAGGUGUUGUUGCCAAUCCUCACAGCCUGUGGUCUGCCCGUCAGGAAGUCCAGGGUCCAGUUGCAGAGGGUGGUGUCCAGACCCAGGGCUCUGAGCUUGGUGUCGAGCUUGGAGGGAACAAUGGUGUUGAAUGCUAAACUGUAGUCAAUGAACAGUAUUCUCACAUAGGUGUUCCUGUUGUCCAGAUGUGUUACGGCCGUGUGAAUAGCGAUGGAAAUGGCAUGCUAACUUCCAAACAAAGAGAACACUGUUUCUGUUCUGUUUAUUUUUCCUCAUCAUUCUCAGUCAUUACUUGAAUGCUUGCAUAUCCUGCUGGGCUCAUAAGCGAUUUCUAUUUUUAGAUAUUUUGGAAGGAUACUGUACAUUCAGAGCAAAGGGGUACAUUAAUAUGAUUCUUUACCCAGGUUGUACCCCAGGGGUGUUACUUGGUUGGUGUUGUGAGUAUUUGCUCUUGUGCUGCUGAGUCCAUUUCAGUCCAUAAUGUGGUGGGAAAUGUGAAUGUGUGUGGGCAAAUGAAAUCAGACAGCGGUCUUGUCUGCAGCGUGCAACAGGCUCUGAUAUCCUUGGGAGAGUUGUGGUAGCUAGCUGUUGUCCUUGGCUACCCCUCUCCACGCACCUUCUCUUUGAUUUUAGAGUGGCUUGAUUUUCAUAGCAACCUUGGCAUUGAAUAGUAGCAAGAGAAUGAAUGGCUGAUGCAAGCUUACAAAUGAGUGAGGCAAAAUUUAGUAGAAUCAAGCAGUUAUAGAUGUAAAGUGCUUUUUCUUUAAAUAUACUAUAUUGAGACACUGUUUAGUGAGCUACAGUGUAACCUAUACCCUAUCCGUCAUCCUCCCAAAUUAAUUACUUGCUACUCACCUGGGAAUAGAGGCAGAUGUCCUUGCAAAACUUAUAUCACUACAGUUGUAAACCAAACAGAUUUACAGGGAAGACACUGAUGAACAAGUAUGGCACCAUAGCUCUUGGAUAGUGUCAGUUUAGUCAGACAAAAUAGGAGGAGAAGGGUUAGAGGAAGGGCCUUUAUCAGGGUUGGCCACAUUGUCCUGAGCUCCCGCAGCCACAUUCCACCUCCCUGACAUGGAGAAAAGGCUCAUAUGGAGGAAAACAUGGGCAACGGGUGUUUCUUGGCAAUUGCUGGCUCUAGUUCUCCUUGGCAUAAAGGGGAACGUGUCUGAGUCUACUUUUGUGCAGGGCUGUGUGCCUCUCUUGGCCUCCUCGGGAAUGAAAAAACCCCACAUAGAUCCAUGCCAAGACCUCUGUAAAUGGGAGUAUACAUACAUUCCAGAAAAAAGAGAGAUGAAAUAAUAAAAUGGCCUAAUGGGAGACAGCCUCGGCCUCCUGCUCUGCAACAGGCCAACAAUUCAUUAGAGAAGGCUGCCAGGGAGACCAGGUGCACCCGGGGAAAUGCCUCCUUUAAGCCAUUUAGCAGACUGAAAUGAAAGUAGAUCAAUUAAUUAUCUGUCUACUAUACCAAAACCAGAAGCAGGUUUGAAAUGUGAAUAUUUGGGGUAAAAUGUAUUCAGAUCUUUUACACUGGUAUAGCUGCCAAAUGUUGUGAAAUGUUCAGAGUAUAGGGACAAGGUGGUGAAUCGUACAUCUCAAUCCACAUGUCUUUGAUUUUCUUCUCAAUGUAUUUUCCUGCCCUUUUGUCCCUGUUCCUAUCAGCUGUGGUCACGGCCGGGUCUUAUAUGAUGCCGGGACCAAUCUCAGAUCCUCUGGUGACAGCCGGCUCAUUUCCCAGCCUGGGUCCCUUGGCAGGGAUCCCCUCCACUACACUGACUGACCAGCUCAAAUACGCCAACCUCCGGGAACUGGGGGCCAUGCUCUCUCCACUGCACUUCCUGGGCAAGCUAGGGAAGAGGCCCCUAACCAUCAAAACAGAGGUGAGAAUGAAAGUUUUGCUUUGGUUCUUGAAGAUGAUGUGCGACGUUUGAAUUGAGACAUCUUUCAGGUAAUUUUACUGUUUAAGACUCACUCUUUUGUUUGAUUAUUUUUUACUUUUCUAACCAUCACAGAAGUUUGAGUUAAAAUGCAUAGGCAAUGUUUUGUUCCCAGAGCUCAGAGGGACUUCGGUAUCUACUUAAAGAUCCAAUGCAGCUGUUUUUAUCACAAUAUCAAAUCAUUUCUAGGUAACAAUGAAGUACCUUACUGUGAUUGUUUUCAAUUAAAAUGGUCAAAAAGAAACAAAAAUAGCUUCUUAGCAAAGCGCAACUUCUCAAGCAAGAAUUUUGCUAGGACUGUUUGGGAGUGGUCUGAGUGGGGAGGGGAAAACUAGCUGUUAUUGGCAUAGAGGUUUGGAACAGUUUUUCUUAUUGGUCUAUUAACUAAUUUAUCGCCUGGUGAUGUCACCAGGCAGUAGUGAUGGGUAACCGAUGCCUUUGGGGCUUUCAACAAAUUGUGCCGAAAAACGGUUCAUUAUUCGGAACUUUUAACACUGCACAUUAGUGACAUCUGCUGGUCAGGAAUACAUAUCAGCAUGUUUGCUGUUUUAUAUAGACCUGUUUUCUAAAUGCUAAUGCACCCAUCAAAACGUCGUAGCGCAAUGGAUAGGCGUGAAUGUUGGUAAACUAAAUUUAGUUAGAAUGCGGGCUUCGCAUCCCACAUCCUACUUGUUCUUUUUGCCCCUUACCCUUAUAUAUUUAUUUUAUUUGAGCUCAACGCACACAUUGCACAGUUUCUAGAGAUAAAUCAGAUCCAGCUUGAACUGUGCGAUGUAGUAGGGAGUUGUAGUUUCCAACAGGCCAAUACUCUACAUAGUUUAGCGCAUUCAAACGUGGUAAUUAACUACAAUGACCAUAAUCCAUAACGCAUCUACUUGGUCUGUGUAUCAUUUACGCCUGCUAUGGAAGAGACAAGAAUGCGUGAUCGUGAGGGGAUAUGGAGAGCAGCUGAUGCUUCGCGAGGUAUCUCUACCUGAAAAUACAUGAUCAAAGUGAUUGAUAGUUGGUAUUCAGCAGUCAUAAAAGUAUUCAUUAUUUACUUUGAAGAACAACAAAAUAGUGAUUUUGUCAGACAGCACAGGCAGUAGCUCUAUAGAGAUGAGAUGAUGACUUGGAAUUAAAUAAUAGCCAUCAAAUAAAACACAUACAUAUACACAACAACUGAAAUAUUUUAUUGAAGUAAAGUGUAUAAAUUAUAGUUAAUAAGUGAUAAGCAGUAAUGGGCAAUCAUGGGACUCUUAUGAAUUGUUUUAUUCUUUGUUACAGCAUUCAACCCAAAUAAUCAGAAAACAGUGAUUUAUUUUUUUAUAAUUGUACCGAAACCGAACUGACCUCAAAAAGCACUAAUCGCUCAGCACUAUCCAUGGUAUUAUUUAGGAUGCUGAAGACAAAACAUUAUCAUAGGCUACACUAAAUAAAACAUUUUUUUGAACAACAAUGGGAAGAUAUUGUGGUUUCACAGAAAAAUGCUUUCGACCAUAGCCAGGAUUCAAUCAUGUGCCUAUGCUGGUGUCUGAUCCUAAAUCCCUGUUCCUACCUGCUGAGCUACCGUUCAGGUGCUAUAAACUGGAAAAAUGUAACUAAAUGUGUAAAUAAGGUGUCCAUUAGAGGUCGGUGUUUGAAAGCAACUUUGCAACAAAGAAAGCACCGGCACCACGGCGAAAUCAGUGUGAUCUCGCAUUUUACAACAGACUGUUCGAAAAGGUACGUGAUCAAACGAAGCUUCGUACAUCAUUGAUCACGUGGGGCUGUUACUUUGAAACUAUCCGUCUAUGCUUUAAAAUGAGCAACUUAGAUUUAUUUUACAAUUAUUUAUUUUUUACAAAAGACAGAAUGAUUUACGAUGUUAAAUAAAAAACUGAACAGCCUAUGAUUAUCAAAACUAAUAAUGUAAAAGUUAGAAAUACAAUGUAACCAGUGUUUCAAAGGCAAAAUAAAUAAAUUAAUCUAUACAGGGAUUUGAUCCUGUGCCUCCACAAGACUAGAGAUUAAUUUGCUGCUGCUAUACAGGCAGAACCACCUGUUAUGUGAGAACUGGAGAAGAAUGUCUAUAGUACGCCUGUAAAUAGUGUCCAGCAGAGGUCCAUUUUUUGGCGGGAUCCACUGACUGAGGGAUCAAACUAGGCAUUCAUUGUACGUCAUUUAUUACGUGGUAACUGCUUGUCAACUUUGCUUUGGGUUUGAAUGAAACUUUUUCAACUUUACAUAUUAACAAAAAACGUUGAUACAUAAUUUGAUAAUGACCAAUAACAACUACAAGAGCUGUUUCAUUUACAAUCACUGAGAAAGAAAACAAUUCUAAAUAGGCACUCUCAAGAUGUGAUACUAGUGCUACAAUUUCAGAAUAGAUUAUUCUACCUUGUGGCGCUACGCCCUGAGCUACUGUAUCUUUACACCUUCUAAGAAUGUGAAAUAUCUAGAUAAAAACAAAAAGCUUCUAGCAGAGGUCGGCGCUCUGUUACGAGCAAUGACACCUGUCAGAUGCUAGUGUGACCUCCGAAGCUUCGAAUGUCAUCAUCACGUGUUAUUGUUACUUUGAUACAAGCAUCGAUAUGUUGUCGAAUCAGUAGUGCUUUGAAAACUGUGGAGCACCGGUAUCAAUCGUCCCAUCACUACCAGGCAGGCCAAAACUCGAUCCCACCAAAACAGGCUGACAUUUAUUUUGGAACAGCUCUUAACACUUAAAAUGCAUUAUCAACAUUUUCAGAAUUUCACAAUGUUAUUCCAACCUCGUAGUGUGGAGAUAUAUAUAUAUAUAUAUAUAUAUAUAUACACUACCGUUCAAAAGUUUGGGGUCACUUAGACAUUUCCUUGUUUUCGAAAGAAAAGCAAAAAAAAAUUGUCCAUUUUAAAAUAACAUCAAAUUGAUCAGAAAUACAGUGUAGACAAUGUUGUAACUGGAAACGGCUGAUUUUUUUUUUUACAUUAGUGUCUAGUUUGAGAAACAGGCACCUCACAGGUCCUCAACUGGCAGCUUCAUUAAAUAGUACCCGUAAAACACCAGCCUCAAUGUCAACAGUGAAGCGGCGACUCCGGGAUGCUGACCUUCUAGGCAGAGUUGCAAAGAAAAAGCCAUAUCUCAGACUGCCCAUCUUAAUCUUUUAUUUUUAUUGGCCAGUCUGAGAUAAGCCACAUCUCAGACUGCACAUCUUAAUCUUUUAUUUUUAUUGGCCAGUCUGAGAUAUGGCUUUUUCUUUGCAACUCUGCCUAGAAGGUCAGCAUCCCGGAGUCGCCUCUUCACUGUUGACAUUGAGACUGGUGUUUUGCGGGUACUAUUUAAUGAAGCUGCCAGUUGAGGACCUGUGAGGUGCCUGUUUCUCAAACUAGACACUCUAAUGUAUUUGUCCUCUUGCUCAGUUGUGCACCGGGGCCUCCCACUCCUCUUACUAUUCUGGUUAGAGCCAGUUUGCACUGUUCUGUGAAGGGAGUAGUACACAGCGUUGUACGAGAUCUUCCAUUUCUUGGCAAUUUCUCGCAUGGAAUAGCCUUCAUUUCUCAGAACAAGAAUAGACUGACGAGUUUCAGAAGAAAGUUCUUUGUUUCUGGCCAUUUUGAGCCUGUAAUCGAACCCACAAUUGCUGAUGCUCUAGAUAGUCAACUAGUCUAAAGAAGGCCAGUUUUAUUGAUUCUUUAAUCAGUACAACAGUUUUCAGCUGUGCUAACAUAAUUGCAAAAGGGUUUUCUAAUGAUCAAUUAGCCUUUUUAAAAUGAUAAACUUGGAUUAGCAAACACAACGUGCCAUUGGAACACAGGACUGAUGGAUGCUGAUAAUGGGCCUCUGUACGCCUAUGUAGAUAUUCCAUUAAAAAUCAGCCGUUUCCAGUUACAACAUUAACAAUGUCUACACUGUAUUUCUGAUCAAUUUGAUGUUAUUUUAAAUGGACAAUUUUGUUGUGCUUUUCUUUUGAAAACAAGGACAUUUCUAAGUGACCACAAACUUUUGAGAGGUAGAGAGAUUUGCGCUGGGCCUUUUAAUGUUGACCAAUGGCAUCACCUAUUGGACAGAAUUAUCAUUAAAACAAAUGUAACCUGCUUUUAGAUUGUUUCCUACACUUGAACCAUAAUUGCUGGGUCCAUUUUCCACCUUGUUCGGUUGUAAAAUAUGUUUGCAUUUCUCCUUAAUGUAGAGAGAUGAGGAAGAAGACAGGAGGAAACGAAGGAGAGAGAAAAACAAAGUAGCAGCAGCACGCUGUAGAAACAAAAAGAAGGAGAGGACAGACUAUCUACAAAGGGUGAGAGGUUUUUCUUUAAUGAAAUGUAAAAUCAAUCUCAACUUUUCUAAGAAUAAGUAAUGAUCUUCCUUCCUUCCUCCUGCCCCCUCUGUCUCAGGAAUCGGAGAGACUAGAGGUGAUGAACUCUGACCUCAAAGCUCAGAUCGAGGAGCUGAAGCAUGAGCGGCAGCAGCUGAUCAUCAUGUUGAAUCGCCACCGCCCAACGUGCAUCGUCAGGACGGACAGCGUCAAGACCCCUGAGAGCGAAGCCAACCCCCUGCUGGAGCACCUGGAGGGCAAGUGAUGUCACAGGACUCAGAGCAGAAGAGCAGCGUGUUGUUCCAGUUUACAGUGAAGCCCCACUCCGGCCAACUAGCAGCACUUCAGUACCUCUGGGUUCUUGGCUUAGAGGAAAACCAGCUAAGCACACCUGCCUGGAGCCAGAGAGCCUUUUAAACACAAAGGUGACCCAAUGUGAUUGGACUUCGUGCUGGCAGUUAAACACAUUUAUUUCUAUGUUUUUUUUGUUUUGUUAUUUCCAUUCAGGGCCCCAUAGCCUCAGCCACUAUCACUAUAAAUAGAAUAAAUGGCUAAAUGCAGCUUGGUGAGAAAUACUCCACCACUCCUAGGCAACGUGACAGAUCUCUCAGGCCCCUAGGCACAGUCAGAGCUUGUGCUAUGUUUUGUUUUUACUUAUGCGUACUAGUUAUGAACUAGUAUGGUUUUUGAAUAUUAUUUUUUAUUUGUAUUACGAUAUGUCCUGAUGGCAGACCGGUUGAACCGUUUUCUUUUGUCUUUUAUUUUGGCGCAGGCGUCAUAUAUGCACAUAGCCUAUAUAUGGACUGUUUACAUUGUAGUUGGUCUGCUAUUGCUACUUCCAAAUAUGGUUCUGAUUUUUAUACUUACUGUACAUUAUAUCAUAUAGAC
This is a messenger RNA of Coregonus sp. 'balchen', 10485 nucleotides long. Lineage: Eukaryota; Metazoa; Chordata; Actinopteri; Salmoniformes; Salmonidae. The record is from the annotation of a GenBank genome assembly.